Molecule: messenger RNA, 2947 nt
Organism: Sphaerulina musiva SO2202
Lineage: Eukaryota; Fungi; Ascomycota; Dothideomycetes; Mycosphaerellales; Mycosphaerellaceae
Exons: 2
Coding region: 31-1647 (538 amino acids)
Cellular component (GO): lipid droplet
Source: RefSeq, a predicted model, not a curated record
GUUCGGGAUCCAAGGCAGCGAGCAUACAUCAUGAGCGGACGCGACAAACCGCCAGUCGUCGCCGUCUUCCUUGUAGUCUUCGAUCAGAAGGUAGGAUAUACCAUUGCCUGGAGCCGUAGCCUGGACGACGUCGACCUCGAUGGAGUGGAGUUUAAGAGUCUGCCUUCUGGCUUGCAUGCUGUCAAGGAAGAUCUCGUGUUCUUUCUGCAUGGCGCUCAUGCCGGCGUGAGUGCAUUCGUACAAGAAGAGGCAGAUGCCAGGCAUCGUAAUGCGAGCUUUGUAGCUGUUGGCGCAUUGGUGCCAUCAGGCUAUGGACAGCUGGGGCGCAGUUGGACUCAUGCGGAAGAGCUAAGAAGUAUGGGCAAAGAUGCUGUGAAGAACACUGCUCAUAUGGAUGCACUGGAAGCUUUCUGGGAAACCCAUCGGGCAGAUAAUUCAGCUGGGAGCUUGCCUGCGCCGCUCCUGGCGAACCGUGACAAUGGUGGUAGUGAGCAUCAAGCGAGGCGCAAGCGCGCUGCUUCAGAGACCACCAUGGGCCUGCAUACCGACGGAGCGUGGCCUUCAGAUCAUCCUGCCUUGCAAGUGCCCGCCAUGCUCGAGACGUUCGGGCCGCUGCUAUUCCCGCUGCAUCGCGCUGCAUUGUCUAGGAGCCGCAUUUUACUACUGGGCAGUCCCUCGGUACAAAACAAUACUAACCUAGUCUACAUGGCAUCUGUACUGUCAUCCAUCACAAAAGAGCUGGCAGAGUCCUUACCAACAGAAGCUGAGCCCAUUUUCCGAAGUUCGCCAUUAUUCAGCAUUGGCAUCCACGACAUUCCCGACUUGACGAAACGCAGUGGCGAUAAUGGUGGCUGGAUCGCGACUACUACGGAUGGCAUCCUUGGAGACAAGAAGAACCUCUAUGAUCUGCUUGUCAGGCUGCCUCCGCAAGCUGCUUCUAGCUGGUCUUGGCCAGAGCUAAGGACUGCUACCGGUAGGGUUGUGAAAGCGUCGCAGCGCGAUCUGCAGCGAUGGAAUCUCUUGCGCCGAGAGAUGGGCAGGCUGAGACGGCAGGCUGUAACCGCAUUCGUAGAUGAGUCGCCAACCACGAACGAGAACGAUCGGCGUCCUCUCCUCGAACGUCGGAACACUAGUAGAGACGAUGUGAAUGAUGUCGAAUUCCUUGACCGCGAUAGCACGGACGUAGUAGAGCCACCCACAUGGUCCGCCAUGGCAUAUCGAGGCUUCAUGUGGUGGGCAUCAGCAGGCGAUGUUACUGCAUGGGAGAACGACGAUGCCAAAGCCGACGAAGAGCUCCUCUUCGAUAUGCCUGACAUUGGUGGCAUAUUGGCCGAAGAAAGUGGUCUACGCGGGGAGUCCGAGUACGCGCGCGCCGCUGCUACGCUCCUCGUGGCAUAUUUCCGAAACGUCACUGAAAGCAUACUGCGUCCGAUGGCGAGCAUUGUGGAGGCUGCAGAUGACGAUACAGAAGAGGGAGUGGAAGAGAAUGAGAUACCAUUCGGUAGCAACGAUCUUCGUGCUAUGGGGCUCGACUCUUGGAGUGAGCCUGAUAGGCUGUUUGUUAAGGAUAUGCUGCAGACGUGGUUCCAUCGGGAUGCUGUUAUCGUGGACAAUGGCGUGCGUGUCUGCGGCAUGCGGGUGUUCUGAACUAUCACCCCGGAAUGAGCACCUGCGCUGUCGAUUGUGCACAUAGUCGAAGCCUUGGCCACCGAGCUCGCGAUUCAGGCGCCUCACGAAUGCAAUCCGUGGCGAGCCCCCAUGCUCUCUCCCUAUGCUCAAUCGACCUGACUUGACUACUGGGGAGGUGACAUUGCUUUGGUGCGCCACCUCGCUAUCGUACAUGUUGAAAUCUGUCGUCAGUGGAAGACAUAUGACGAUUUGCUGGAACGUGAAGAUGAGAACAAACAUCUGUCACAAUGGCACUAGUGAGUUCCUCCGACACUAGCAACACGUUGACAGCGAACUACGCUGCUCAUACAUGAUCCAUCUUUGCCUUGCUUCGCCUAUCGAGCAGAGUAUAGCAUCGGGGUUCCGAAUGUUCAAUUUGCGGCGACGGCAAGAAGAAGCUCAGAGCAUGAGCAAAUGUCGCGUAAUUGGAACCGCUCGGCAUCAUCGCAUUGUUGGAUGCGUCCAUCGAAACAUUCGCCAGAAGAAGGAUCAUCCCACAACGACGCCAUGCGAACGACAGCGAAUCACAGCCUCUCGACGCUACCGCGAACAGGUGUUCCUCGGUACUGCCACUUUUGCUGCUUGCCGAGACAUCGUUACCUACCCAUUGAAAUUAGUGCUGGAGCGUUAUUCAGAGUGCAUUUACAGCAGGUGAGAUGUGGCAUUUGGUUCACUUCUCGGUGGUAAGAGCAAUAGAGACGGGGGAAGUGUAAAGCUUGAUUGCGACAGUCGGAGUAAGUUCUCCUACUAAGCAGCGAAGGCUACGAAGCACAACGAGGCGUGAUGGAGGGACGGGUAUGAACGGAGAGGCUGGUUACGGAGCGCAAGGACUUAUUCGAUCCAUACUCUGUCUCACGUGGGCAUUGGAUCCUUGCCAGGAGACCAUCAUCUGUGUCGAUUGGCGCUGUAAAUAGAGUUCUGGAGACCCUGGGGAAUGCAGUUCCAACUGCCAUACCCACGUCUCACAUGCAGAACGCGUAAUGCAGCUUAUGUAUACGCCCAGCCUGGCCGUGAUCCGGAUCGCAAUCAUCGCAUUGUCAAACGUCUGCUGCGUUGACGACCCCGACCCCGAUGAGCUCACUGGCUCACCGGAGCGAUUGCAGCAGCAGGGCCGGCACGUGUUGUCAGACGUGAGAGGAGGUAAUAACUACCGGACUCCUCACUCGCGCCUCGUUCGCUUGCUUGCAAUAUGUACCGUCGCCUGCGCACAAGUUCUCCUGCGUGGCUUGCAGGAACCUGUACUUGUUGUACCUGUGGUGCUACUGCUGACGAGACCGCA